Seminavis robusta is the source of this 2896-nucleotide messenger RNA. The record is from the annotation of a GenBank genome assembly. Lineage: Eukaryota; Bacillariophyta; Bacillariophyceae; Naviculales; Naviculaceae.
CAGGAUUUAGCAAAAUCUGGCAGCCUUAAACGCCUUUGGGUUUGCAAGACUCUCAAUGCCUCCCAUCAAUAAACAAAAAGGAAUCGCUUAGGAACACUCUUAUUGCAUGGAGGCUGGGACUUCUCCACGUCCGCUUGGCUUCGUUCCUGUGCUCUUUGUGCCCUCAUUUAUUAUCCCAACAACCACAAGCAACAAAGGUCAAAGUAGCUAUUGAGUAGCUAGCUAGUAACUACUGGUUAGCUAGUAGAAUUGAAGUGUAGUAGUAUGACGGCGCACUUACUAAUGGGUGGCAACGAAGACAAAGAUAAACGACGCAGUCUGAUGCGCGGAAGCGUCGGAGGCCUUGGUCGCAUGCAGAGCAUGAGGAAGCUCGCGAGCAUUCGUCAUUUGGUAACGGGAGGUCCUCAAUAUGGCGCCACUCUGAUGGAAGACAGCGAUUACAACGAGUCCUUUAACAUUUCCUUUCGAAAUCUAGAUGGUCCUGCUGGCAAUGGCGUUGGCAAUGGCAACAAGCAGCGGUCGCUCGAUGACUCCGUCUUGGGAGAGUUGCAGAAAGACAGAGGUUUCACAGACUUGACCAACAGCGGUGGUCUACAGUUCACCGAGGAAAAUGGGCUGCAGUUUGAUCCAAAGAGAGUGACUGAACACUCUAACUCUAUUCCUGAGGAAGAAGAUGGUCUGUCCGUCAACACCGACAAACGGAUGGCGGUCAGUCGAAGGAAUCAAAUGAGUCGAAUGCAGUCCCGAAGGAGUCUUGUCAAGACACAAACCGAGCCAAGGAUCCGGCGCUCGCUUCGAGGGGAAACCGAAAGCCCGGUCAAAGCGCAAUCACCCAUGGGAAGCAGCAGCAACAGAGACAAAAGCAGGAGCAGCCGAAGAUCCUCCACACGCAGAUCCUCCACGACAACCAGCAUGAGCAAUACGUCCAGCCGAAGCAACACUUCCAGCAGGAGAAGGAGCACAUCCAGGCGCUCUUCCACCAGAGACUCCAAGAGCAGGUCUGCUUCCACUUCCAGGCGAACAUCCACCAGGGGAGAACGAAGGCAAAGGAAGCCAACCGUUCCGGAGGAAAAGAAGAUAGACGCGGAAGAAUCAAAGAAGCAAAAGCAAGCCACUGCGGAGGAUGCUACAUGUACAGAAGAUGAAAGCUUGAGCUCUUCUUCGGAAAGCAGCAGUCAUGGUGCCAAUCCCGCAGAAACCAAAGCUACCCAAGAACCAAACCUAGACCAAAAAGACGAGCGCAAGGAUGAACGCAAAGAAGCUCGUACACAAUCUGGACGGCCCACUAACAGUAACAGGAGAACCUCCACAACGAACACACCCACCACACCCAACAACCGAAGAACUUCAACGACCGGACCACAACGACCUAGAAUGAUGCACAGGGCGCAAAGCAUUCGAGGAAACCUACUCACGUCACUCAGUGAACGGGGACAGUCCACGCGAAAAUUGCUUGCCUGCAAACGAGACACUACACCCAAGAUACGAAUCACUAAAACAUCCGAAGAAGCAUCCAGAAACGGCACCAGUAGUAGUACAAACAAGCCCCGACGGCAUCGAUCCACUGACGGCGCAACCAAGAAAGUUCGAAGACACAAGUCUACUGACGGCACCAAGAGCAUGGGUAGCAGCAGCAGGCGCGAUCGGGUCCGGCGGCAUCGCUCUGCUGACGGAAGCAAUGACACCGUGGAAAGCACCAAGGCAACCGACAAGCAGGUCAAUAAGGAUACUGCCGCCGCGGCCGGAGCUUAGCUUUAAAAGAUUAAGAUCGACGAAUGCAGGAACCCCUUGUGCUUGCCAAAGCUUCGGGGGAGCCGUGAACGAGAAACAAGAGUUUGCCGCAACUAUAAGGCGGUACCGGUACCACCAAAAGCAAUUCAAUAAGGAUGCACUCUUUUGAUUUUUAACAAACUUGUAGUCACUCAGGUUACCCUUUCUCUCUUGACUACCCCUUUGUUAGUCCGAUAGCACUUGAAAGCCGCACCUCCGAAUGUUCAAGUGACAGAAGCCCCACAAAGGUAUGUUGUCCCAUGGCCGCGUUGGGUGACUGGGCCAAGUGAAGGCUACCAGAAGCAAUGGAGGGCACAACAAGCAGAAGGCGUUCGACAGCUGUCAGAAGCCGGCAUUCCGUUGAAGCUGGAGCCUUCUUCGAGUCGAGUCGAACUAUGACUAGCUAGAGCUUGAGGGGAUUGUUUGAUCGGUAACUGACUGCCUGGCUAGUUGGUUAUCGAAUGGAGUCAAAGCAUCAUGCAAAGUAAAACUAAAUUAGUUGGACCACAACGCAACAAACUGGCAUGGCGCCACAAAAUAUGUGAACCAUGUCAAUGCCCCAUUGCGCACUCGUUCAAGCUAUAACAAGAUUCCCGCAGCGUUGAUGAGGGCUAUCAGGAUUGCCAAAAGUGCCAGUUUUGAUGAAGACGAUACUGCGCUACUUGUCCAACCACCUGCGGUAUUCUUCGUACGUUUUGCAGACUCGAUCAAGUCUUCUUCAUCAGAGGUACCGGUACCUUCUCUGUUCAGCGACCUGGUCUGCUGGGGGCGAUGGCCCUCCUCUGCAAGCAGUUCGGCCAGGUAGAGGUCCUCCAAGUCAUCUUCCGGUGCGCUCUGGAUCCUUCUUCGACUCUCUGUGUCCGUCUCAUUUUGACCGUUGGCAUCAGCUGCUGCACCUGCCUUCUUUUUAUGCUUGUCGCGCCCAUGCACUCCAUGGUGCCUGUGACUUGAUGGGAAUACGUUGUGCCCAAUACCUUCCACUGCGAAAAUAGUUUCUGGAUUCAUCACUAACAAGCUUCGGUCCAGUCUGCCCUCGCGGAUACCCUUCCAAGUGAUCAUCAUGUAAUUCUUCUCAAUCUCUUCCAGGUGACCGUCAAGGUGCUUCAGAAGAAGAUUAUAGUGCGCG